Ooceraea biroi (clonal raider ant) is the source of this 6922-nucleotide messenger RNA. RefSeq names its product broad-complex core protein. Gene Ontology annotation, cellular component: nucleus. Gene Ontology annotation, molecular function: protein binding; DNA binding. NCBI's taxonomy places the organism in Eukaryota, Metazoa, Arthropoda, Insecta, Hymenoptera, Formicidae. The record is from RefSeq and is a predicted model, not a curated record. Gene Ontology annotation, biological process: regulation of transcription by RNA polymerase II.
GGCCUUCUCGCGCAUCUUAUACGCGUAUUCCCGUACAGAAAAUGGCCGCCAGCUGUCACUCGACUCUGCAGUGUAGCUUGUUGUGAAGAACGCGACGCGAGAAGGAACGCAGGGCGGUUCUCUUCGGACGGACGGGCACGCCGCGGCACAGCGCGAUGCGAAUUACAUAACGUCGUGCGUUUCGCUCGCUGAAACCGACGUGUUUAGCUGUGAAUGAGAGAGAGAGAGGGCCAGAAGAGAGCGGCGAAGGGGGAACGGGAAUACGAGUCCGCGGCGCGCCAGCGACGGGGCCCCCCACGACGGUGUUGCCUCCACGGUGCCAUGAGAGUGCGGCCAGUACGGCUGUUUACAAUUUUUCUUUCACGCAAAACGUGCGACGACUAGUGUGCGCGUCUACGAUCGACAGCGCGGUCGAUCCACCUCAUCCUUUUUUCUCGGCAUAUUUCGCGUGAACGCAGGAUUGUUUUCGCGACCACGUUCCGACGCCACCGCUCGUGCUGCCACGAUACGAGACACCUCAGACCCGAAUUCUCUCUCGAAUCACGUUUACAUCCUCGAGGACGCGCACGACCAAGAGAAGCAGCAUGGCAUCCAGUCAACAAUUUUCGCUUAGGUGGAACAAUUACCUAAAACACAUCACGUGUGCUUUUGAUAUGUUAAGGACAGACGAAGAACUUGUAGAUGUUACUCUGAGCUGUGAAGGCAAAAGAAUUAGGGCACAUAAAAUGCUCCUGUCUGCAUGUAGUACAUACUUUAGAGAUUUAUUUAAGGAAAAUCCAUGUCCACAUCCCGUCAUAAUAUUUCGUAAUGUAAAAUUCGAAGACUUGGCUGCCUUGAUAAACUUUAUAUAUCAAGGUGAAGUGAACGUUCUUCAGGAACAGUUAGCAAGCUUUCUCACAACGGCAGAACUCUUAGCGGUGCAAGGCCUUACAGAUGGCACAGGAAAAGACAACGAUGGUCUAGUAGAGGACGAAAUAGAGAUCCCCAACGAGCCUGAAGUCCAACUGCAGAACACUUCUGGCAAAUCCAUUGGUGACAACAAGCGAAAUAAGUCACCGUCCUCUCCGAUGCCAUAUCACGCGAUCGAUCUGCAGCCCGAAGCGUUCCCGAACAAAAGGAGAAAAACGCGUGACAGCACUAACGCGAGCAGUGCGGAGAAGAACUCGGCAGCGAGCAACUCGUCGGCGAAGGAUCCCGAUGGGAAAACGUUGGAGAAUCAGGUAGGGCCGGGUUCCGAUCCAGUCGAAAUAAUUCCUCUCAUGCCAAAGUUGGAGAUGCCCGAAUACCUGGAACAAGACGGCAGCAGCUGUAGCUACGAGGAUCAGAGUAUAGGUGACAGCACGCUGAAUAAAGUUGCCAUGGACGACACGUCGUCGAACACUCCCGAUCACGAGCAGAAGCCCGACAUCAGCCAGACGUUUUACUCGAAUCCAUUGUCAUCGGAUGUCCUAGACAGCAAUCAUCAAUCGGCAGACGCUAGACAUCUACUUUCCAAACCAAGUACUUCGGGGGAGAGGGCAUCACAGGAAGCAGUACAGGGGGGGGUGGGACGCAAUCGGAAGCACGUUGGCGAUACAACUGGUCAGGUGGUGAUGCAGGGUCCGGGGCGUUUUCCGUGCCGACUCUGCGGAAACGUUUACAGGCACCUUGCUUCGCUGACCCAGCACCUCGAAGUGCAUCGCAACCAGACUACCUGCAUCGUCUGCCACACCACUCUCAGUCGUAGAACCGACCUGCGGCGUCACAUGCGCCUGAAACACCAAAUACCCUGGCAAAAAACGAUCCACAGGCAGCGCAGCCCGAAAAGCGAAUUGGACUCGUAGAUCCACCGCACCGCUCUUUUUCUCUCUAUUUCUUUCUCUUUUUAUCUCUCUCUGUCUCUCUUUCUCUCUCUAUCUCUCUCUUUCUGUCGGGCGAAAAGUCGAUAACAGCCGUGAUAACAGAUAUCGAGUCAUCAUUGUCAGCGGUGAUCGCCAUCGUUACCGAAUGGAUGCGAGCGAAUGCGCCUCUUUGCGCCGCCCUUGUAAGCUCUUGAGAGACGAGAGACUCUCGCAGAGGGAAGAACUCACGCGCCUUGUUGCCUGCUAAUUUCUUCUUGCGAUGCGUGCGUGCGAAUACGUUGAAAACCUGGGAGUAUGCGCUCUCCUGGGGAAAUAUUACUGUACCUUGAUUUUUUUAUUUAAAGAGAAAACGAAUUAUACUGUUGCUGUAAACAAUGUUGCUUCUCAGGACAGUCGAAAAGGAAACUUGGUCUCCCGUUGAACUCGACGGGACGAACACAAUGUGAAAUAUCCAUCUUGCACCUCAGCUUCCUUUCCCUUUUUUGGAAUAAAUAAAAACAUUUUUUUCUAUAAUUUUACAUCGUUUAGCCAGCAUUCGAUCAUUGUGACCAAAUUACUAUACAUUGAACGGAAGUUAUGGAUGGGAAUGUGAAUUGUCUGAAUGUGUACGCUUACUUCAAUCAAAGAUCUGAGUCUGGCUAAAACGAUGGAUAUUUCUAGUGGAGUAUUAAAUAUUCGUAUAAUCGUGCGAAAAUCAUGCACCUUCGUUGAUACAUUUAGAUACGUUGGAAUCCACGGAAUCGUCGAACUUGAAAUUCGUUAACGAGUGUAAAAGCGGCGGAUGAACGAAAUUGGAGAAUGUGUCGAAUGAAAAUUAGAGAAUUCCCGUAUCCUGAAAAAGAUACGAGAAUAAAAUAUAAAAAUAAGCUGUGCAUUAAUAGCAUGCAAAAGUAAUUGGAUAUGAGCGUUUCUUAAAUUUAUAAUCCAACUAUAUUUAAUUGAAUAUCUAACGAUAUUUAACUUGACUUCGUCGAGAUUCUGUUCGUCCGCCGUGACACAGUUAGGUUGCUAAAAAAUUAGUGAAUAGUCACGCUUCGAUAUUUGAUUUGCGAGAGACGAUCGUGAGGCUGGUAACGCCUCACGGUUUUCUCUUUUGACUCGGCGGUUACCGAUACACAGUUGCUGGAGUCAUUUAGAUGCGUUUCUGCGAGAAAAUUGAUGUGUCUAGCUUUGCUGUAUGCGCGUAUUUAUCUUCGCUAAGUGUGCGUUAGCGCGGUUUGACAAUUGUGUUGUACAUUAGCGGAUUGCGCGAGUUCGCGCUCUUAGGCGCUGUUAAGAGGCGAGAAUUAUAAGUGAUAUGUGUUUAAGGAUCUGAGUAUCGUAUACAUCACAGAUGACACGCAACGGAGGCGGCUCUACCGUGCGAGGCCGAUCAGGACAUGUGUAUCCACGGGAUCUUCCUGUAACGGCCGCAUAGAUACGAAGAUUUAAAGUCAUGUGCAUUUAGAAAAGCUGAUCAAUAUAUGUCACUUACACGAGGUGCCAGAAUAUGCACGAAAGGAUCUUUAUACAUGAAAAAUCGCGAAUUGUGCAAUACUCCUAGAAGAGCCAGUGGAAAUCUGAAGAUUUUUACGAGGAUUUUUAUUAAGAAAAGACGUUCGCAUGAAAGAAAAAUCUCGUGCUCGCAAAGUACUUGCGUAAACGAGAUCUGGAAUAUACAAAGUCGUCGUAUUCGUGAGGACUUUUUGACUAGGACGAAAGAGCCUUGUAUUUUUUCGCGUGAAGCCCGGCUAGCUGUAGAGUCGCCUCUCCUCCGAGCAAGUGAAUCGGCGGUCUUGAAGGAUUCUAGUCAUAUUGCUAUACGGGACAUUGUAGCUAUCGAGAUCUCUAUCGCUCGUUCACACACAGGACUUAUAAACGGAUCGAAGUUAUUUUUUUAUACUCCUCGACGCACCCGGGGGGUGCUCUUCUCUGGCGGUCGCUGUGUCCUCAUUGCAGGACGUCGCUCUGCAACGUCAUAAUCCUCCCUCUGCAGCCACCGACCCGACACGUUUACACGGACUCUGUUUACACGCUUUAUGUACGCCACUUACGUGCCGACGUUUCUUUGCGAACGAUUCUCAGGCUCGGUGUGCACCCAAAAAGCUCGCUCUCCUUUAUCGAUAUGUAAUCCGAUCGUUAUUUUCACAUAUCAGUCACAGCAGCCUGAGUCUAGUAUCUUCUGUAGCACAUCCGCAUUCAGUAUCCUGGAUCCUGGAUGAGUCCAUUAUUCCGUUAUUCUUAAAUUUACAGUACAUGAUUUCACAAGAUUAUCUGUUUUAUAAGUAAAACUUUUAGGUGUAACAUGAUAGCGUCGAAUCUUGAAAAUGCAUUUGUCGAAUAUGAUCUUUGAUAUGACGAAGUUUUUGGGUGUACAUCAAGUUUCGGCUUCAGCUGUCGAGACACAGCGCAUAGACAGUGCCUUACACACAAAUACCUGGUUUUACAUUAUAUGCAUUGACUUCUCCAGAUGUUUACCAUAGACAAGAGUAUAUCUAACGAUGCAGAGCAUCCGGAAAGUAGCCGUUAAUUCCGUUACCGGCCUCGUGUAAACAUUGUCUCUGUAUGAAAGCGCGAAAGCAGCGUUUCUCAGUGUCGAAAAAUCUCACAUAUAUUUUUGUCUUACACUUAGGAUGGAAAAAAUUAAGAUUGGUAUGAAAAUAUGGCAGUUAACAAUUAAUAGAAAUUACAAAUCCUAUAAUAGUUCUUAUAGUUUUAUUAUUUUAAAUUAUGAUAACAAUUAUAAUAUUUUAAGUGUUACAAUUUCAUUUAAUUUAUUUUUCUCGCUCAGGAUAUGAUGGGAAAGGAAGAACAUUCUCAAUUAUAUUUAAUUAUAUUAUAUUAUUUAAGAGUUUGUGAAAUUAUAUUUUGGAAGAUUUGAAUUCUACACCUAUGUAGAAAGUAUACGAUCUCAUGUAAGAAUUGCAGAUAUUAUGUUAAAGAUCAUAAGAUAUUUCUUAUUUAUUUAUCGCGAUAUAUUCGACGUAAUUAUUAUACAUAGUUUUUUUUAAUGUUUAUAAUUUAAGACAUUAAUUAACAUUAAUUAAACGUUGGGGAAGCGCUGAUUUCGACUGCGUCUGCGAAUUGCGUCAUAUGUAUCCAAAGAUCUGAAUAUAAUGCAUCGCCGUUACCGUUGUUGUUGUUAUUAAGUAAGCAAUCUACAUACACGGGAGUGACUUCGCAAGCGGGGAAUAUCUUAUUUUAGCGAGCGCAUUCAAGGGUAUUAUGCAACAAGUAGUACAAUAAUCGAGUAUGAGACGUGUACGACGUGCGAGCGUCUGCAUUUUCGUUUCGUUUUCGAGAGAGUGACAUCGCACUUGCGCACCUGACUAUUUACUCGUAGGAUAUAAGUGAACGUAAUCGUAAUUGUUGAUCUUAGCACGGGAAUUUCGCGUCACCGCGUCUAGAACGAAUGCCUCAUUUAUUAUCGAUAACUCAUUAAUUGCCGCUUAGAGAAUCGCGUUGCAGUCGAUUACGUUUUUAACGCUCUAAACCGGACGAUAUGGAACGAUGUCGUAAUUUUCGCGUUAAUGGUUGGCAUUUAAAUUAAUUAAAUGCAAAGCGAAUGUAUACAAGAGGAUUUACGGCGAAAUCUCUAUCAGGGACUCUCAAACUUCGCAAAAUUAAUUCAAAUUUGCAUCUAGAAUUAUUGCAUAGACUCCAAGUUUUUAUACAUAUAAAACUAUUUUACUUUACUAACAAUUUAACAAACUCUUUAUUUUUGCCUUUUCUGGAAAAAUUAUUUACAAAACUAUCAAUUUUUUAUGCAGAACAUAAUGCUCUAAUUUCUUUUUGUCCAUUGUUUAUUGUAAGUUAUCCUUGUAGCAAUAAAAAAUUAUUAAGUAACUUAUAUGUUUUAUAUUGAUUAAUGUGAAAGAGAAAUUAUAAUAUGAAUAAGACAUAUUUUCUACGAAUACAAUCAAAGGCAGAAAAUUUUUAUAACGAAGUUUAAGCAUCCCUGCAACAGAUAAAUCACGAUAUAUAUUGUGAGGGUAAAAGAUUGACGGUACGCACACAUAUAAUGUAAGAAAGAAGCGUAAGAAUCAAGAUGAAAAAAUAUCUCGAUAAAAAUCUUAAUUACAGGAGGAAUGGAAAAGUAUCAUAGUUUGAUAAGAUGAAGUGUGCGGAUAAACGGAGACAAAAAUAAGAUGAUUGAUGGAAAUAUAAAAUUGUUAGAACGGCAUAAUAUGACAAAUGCAAAUUAUACCAAAUGAGAAGAUCUGUAAUUUUCAACACUCGAAACAUGAUUCUGUCUGCGUAGACAUGUUCGAGGUUAAAGUUUUGAUGCAACAAUUCAGGUAAUUAGUAUCUUAGAAAGAAAAAUGUAACAAUAUUUACAAACUUUAGUACUGACAAAUAAUAUAUAGAUACAGACACAGCAUGGUCGCAUGAUUCUACCUAUAAAUUUCUAGAAACGAUAAAAAUAUUUGAAAUAGAUUACCUCCCAUGCAAGAAAGCUGAUGUUAUUCCCUUAUUCUGCAUCGAAUUUAUCGCAAUUAAUAUCGCAAUUAAUAUCGAUUAAUCAAAGUUUUCUUGAACUCAAAUCAGGAUAUAAUAAAUUUUUAGCUUGGAAGUUUGACAGAUUAAUGAGUUCUAUGCUUCGAGUACAAUUUUAACAGAAAUCAUUCGGCUCGAUUGCCGAUUCUAAAACUUUAUCGGUAGAUUGUGCUUCGAUUGUGCUUCCAUUCUGUACGUUGUAAUGAAAAAUUGAGGACGCUGUCUCAAAAAGAAAAGCUAUUUGAUCUUUUGUUUUACCCUGAAGCUACCAUUUCGAAAUCCCUGUUUGACAGAGAUCAUCAUACACACAUACUUGUGCUGCUCGAAUAAAGAUCUUAAAAAAAUGGUUUCAGUAUAAUGAAUGGUUAAUUCUCAUUAGAAAGAGAAGACAGCGGAUGUGUGUAGUCGCAGCGAGUUUAGGAUUACAGUUAACUGUAGAUAUCGUGAAAGACAGUGUCGGUAGCACACGAAACAUUGCGUUCUCUAUUCAGGUACAUGUUACGUUCGGUAUCGUAAUUGUGAGCUUGUAACUUAAUUAAAAAAUCGUGUAAGACUACGCUUUCAGAUGUUAUCGCAGUAAUGUAAAUAAAAGAAUUUCUGAUGGA